Messenger RNA from Engraulis encrasicolus (European anchovy), 9425 nucleotides. RefSeq names its product myomegalin-like. Gene Ontology annotation, cellular component: centrosome; Golgi apparatus. The coding region runs from base 287 to 7180 and encodes 2297 amino acids. Lineage: Eukaryota; Metazoa; Chordata; Actinopteri; Clupeiformes; Engraulidae. The transcript has 44 exons. Gene Ontology annotation, biological process: centrosome cycle; regulation of Golgi organization; positive regulation of microtubule nucleation. The record is from RefSeq and is a predicted model, not a curated record. Gene Ontology annotation, molecular function: molecular adaptor activity.
UGCCUCAGUGCUUCGCCACAUAGCCCACCAUGGAGUCAACCUGCCAACACUUCUGAACCACUACAGGGCCGUCCAGCCCUCAGUGUGGCCUUUCAGCAGAUAACAGUGUGUGUGUGUGUGAGUGAGUGAGUGAGUGAAUGUGUGUGUGUGUGUGCUUGGAGCUACAAUGUGGCUCUAAAUAAGUAGGAUACGCCGAUUUUUUUCGAGGUCCCUUCCCUAGUUUUUGCGUGGCCAUGCCGCAAAACUGAGGGGGCGUUGAAGAUGCCCCCCGGGACGAGGACCUGACAUGUCUAACUGCUACCGUACUUUGUCGCAGCACCUCAAUGACCUGAAGAAGGAGAACUUCAGCCUCAAGCUCCGCAUCUACUUCCUGGAGGAGAGAAUUCAGCAGAAGUUCGAGGACAGCAGCGAUGAUGUCUACAGAACGAAUAUUGAAUUGAAGGUAGAGGUGGAGAGCUUGAAGCAGGAGUUACAAGAAAAACAACAGCUCCUUGACAAGGCUUUAACAAGAGCAGAGAGCCUGACCAAUCACAAUGAGGCUGAGGUGCAGCGACGAUGUGAUGAGCGGCAGCAGGAGAUUAACCACAUGCAGGAAGUACUGGAGACCAGGAGGCUGCUCCUGGAGGAGGAGGCCGAGCUAACGCGGGGUGAUGUGGACCGAAUGGCCACCCUGGGUGACACCUGCUCCCAGAAUGUAUGUGUCACCAUGGAGAUGGGUCCCAGUGAGCCAAUAGGAGAGGAGAGGGGCGUGGACCUGGAGCUGGUCAGCAUGCUGCCCGACAGAGAUAAAGACCGGGUGAUAGAGGAGCUGAGGCAGGCUCUCUGCAGUAAGGAGAGAAUGAUCGUGACGUUGACGGGGGAGAAGAAGGUCCUGGGCGAACGAGUGGAGCAACUGGAGGAACAGGUGCAAGACCUCGGCUCCUCCCUGCUGCAGAAGGAGACAGAUGCAGAGUAUUAUCAAGAAGAGUUGGGUCGAGAGAGACUACGUAUACAGCAAGAGAUGCAGAGCCUGGUUGAGGAGCAGCAGUCCCAGCUGAACCAGUAUGAGUGUGCCGCAGGGCAGUGUGUGAGUGAGCUACAGAAGGCCCAGCUCCAGGUCCAGUCACUGCAAGCCAAGAUCCACGAGAGCGAGGCCAACAACAAGAAUCUCCAAGAGAAGCUGAGUGAAAUGGAGUGUGAGCUGCGUCUCAUCAGGCAGGCCGCUCAGGCUCAGGAGCGCACAAUCCAAGGCCUCAAUGAGUCCAUCUCCACCAAGGAUAACGAGGCCCAAGAGUUAUACCAGCUAAUUGAAGGGCAGAACGCUACACUCUGCAAGUUGAGAGAGAUGGCCCACCGCAACCAAAUUCAGCAGACGGGCGAGGGCGGUGGAGGGGCGGCCGGUGUGUCCCAGCUGCAGUCGGAGCUGGUGGGGCUGCAGAGCUCCCUGUUCACAGUGCAGCUGGAGCUGGAGGCCAGCCAGCGGGCCCAGAGGCAGAGCCAGAGGCAGGCGGACGACCAGAGCCGCACAGCUCAGCGCCUCCAAGGAGACCUACAGGAGGCUCUGCAGUACAGGGAGGCCACAGAGAAACAUAACCAGGACCUCCGUGGUGCCCUACAUCAGGCCCGCUCGGAGCUGCAGGAGAGGGAAGGCCAGCUACGAGACAUGGAGGCCCGGAGGAGCUCGGAGCUUCAGGACCGCGACAAGAGCAUCACACAGCUACGCGUGUCCCUUCAAGACAAAGACAGACUACUGCAGGAGUACGGUGAGCUUCUGGAGCCUCCGGCAGAGUCUGCUCGACCCCGAGACGUCCUGCUGGACAAGCUGAGGAGCCGCAUUAGAGACCGGGACAAAGCACUAGAGCGCUCAAUAGACGAGAAGUUCCGCUGCCUGGAGGAGAAGGAGGAGGAGGUGCGGAGGCUUCACCAGGCCAUCAGGGAGAAGGAGAGAGACCUGGAACGGCUGCGCACAAUAUUGGCCAACAACGAGGAGACCAUCACAAGCCUGGAUGCGCUGGUGCGUGGUAAGGACCUGGAGCUUCAGUGUGUGAAGGAGAGCAGCCGGAAGCUGCAGGGUCUGCGGCAGGAGAGCGAGGAGAAGCACACGCUCAGCCUGAGGGAGAGGGACACCCUCAUCAACCAGCUGCAGACCGCUCUGCACACACACAGCAAGGAGACAGAGGAGCUGAGGGCCACCUUGCUGUCGAAGGUGUGUGUGAGCCCCUCGGAGGCGGUGGAGGAGCUGAGGGCCCGACUGCAGCUGAAGGAGCGUCUGCUGCAGGAGCUCCUCUCGGACCGCACGCGCCAGGCCCAGGAGCACCACGCACACAUCCAGGACCUGCUGAACACCAUCAGCACCCGCGACCAGCAGAUAGAGGAUUGCACAGAGCGGCUGCGGCAGGUUAUUGGCGAGCAGACGGGGCAAGUGAAAGAGUUGCGCCAGCAGCUGUUGUCAAGGGAGCGUGAGCUGGGUGAUGUGGGCCGAGAGAGGGAGAAGGAGAGGGAGAGCGCAGAGCCGGUCGCCAGAGAGCUGGAGAGGGUACAGAACCUUCUCAAGGAGAAAGAGGCCUUCAUUCAGGAGCUGAUGCAGGGUCAGGAGGACUCUGUGGCAAACAGCAGAAGCACGGAGGAGCAGCAUGAAAACAGAGCACUUAAAGAUGAGUUACAGAUGGCCGUCAAGAAGCUUCGAGAAAACCAGCUGGAGCUUACUGCAUUGAGAUCAUCAUUGGCCUCCAAGCAGGACCCGUCUGGUGCCAGCCUCCAGACUUUCCUUGAGCAGCUGGUCUCUGACCAUGGCAGGCUGAAUGAGACGUUGAGAGCCGAAAAGAAGCUUUGUCAGAAUCUGGUCAAGCUGCAGAGUUGCAAAGACAGUGCCGAGAGGCUUCGGGCUCUGCACACUGAGCUGGAUUCUGUUCAGGCACUGAGGGGACAGCUGGAGGAGGUCCUGAUGAGGAGCCGGGAGGCCGUCCUGGUGCUGGAGAAAGCCACCAAGACAAAAGCUGACUUUGGAGAACUCAGCACAGAGGAGGAGGAUACUGGUGAUGAAGAUGAGGAUCAGAGAGGAAAUGGCAGCAGUGAUGAAUUCACAGACAGCAUAGAGGACGAGGAUGUCAAAUUGACCGCUCAGAGUCUGGCCAUCACACAGAAUGUUGGCAUGUCUGGAGGGCAGGGCAGCGUGGGGCCUUCCCAGAGUGCCGCGGUGGGCCGGUGGAAGGACGAGGUGCAGCAGCUGCUGGAGCAGAAGAAGACAGUGGAGGUGGAGCUGGCAGAGCUCAAACACCAGCUGAGGAAGGCUGGCUACAAGUCUCUGGCCCAGAUGAGGUCUGCUCUGCUGCAACUGCAAGCUCAGAACGAUGCCUUGAAGGAGCGAUGCGGAGCCGGACCUGGAGCGAAGGCGGGAGCAGGCGCAGGAGGAUCAGUCACGUGCAGAGGGUGGGAGCAGAGUGACUCCGAGGAGGAGGAAGAGGAGGAGGAGGAGGAGGAGGAGGCCAUGAGGAGCCAUGAGGAGCACCAUGUAUUUUACAGAGAAGAGGUGGCACAGGGGGACAGUGAGCAGGAGGCGGAGGAUUCAGAGGAGGAGGAGGAGGAGGAGGAGGAGGAGAUGGAGGAGAUGGAUGGCAUGGGUACCCCGAAGGGUAAACGUGGCCCUCCCACAGUGAAGCUGAGGGAGCGGCAAGGGAAGAGGAGGUGCACCAGACCUCACUCACUGGACCUCGGCACCCUCUUGUCUCAUCGCCCAACUAAGGAGCACACAGCAGAGGGUGACGGCGACGGUGGCGGUGCGGAUGAGCGCGGUGGUGACGUUGGCGGAGGGUUCUGGCAGCAUGUGGAGGCAGGUCUGCGGGAGCAGGCGGAGCGGCUGCGGUCUGAUCUGGCCCUCAGCCGCCAGGAGAACAGAGAGCUGCAGGAGAGGCUCAUGGUGUCUGAGGCCACCGUGCACGCUCAGGCCGACCAGCUGAAAGACUACAGGGAGCUGCUCACGGAGACGUCAGUGCAGCAGGACAGUAAGCUGGUGCAGGUGGACCUGCAGGAUCUGGGCUACGAGACGAGCGGUCGCAGUGAGAAUGAGGCGGAGCGAGAGGACGCCAGCAGCCCAGAGUUUGAUGACCUGGAGAUGUGCACAUCUCUCUCUCGGGGCACAGACUACGGGUACGAACUGAAGGAGCCCGGGGAGGAGGAGGAAGAGCUCUCCUUGAAGCCCAUGGUGCAGGACCUGCGCUCCCAGCUAUCACGCUGCCACCGCGUCAUCCGCAGCCUGCAGCUGCGCGUGCGCUCCCUCUCCACCACCUCCGACUACGCCUCCAGCCUGGAGCGCACGCCGCGCAAGGUCAACUGGGCCUUCCAGCCCUCGCCGGCGCACAGCGGCCUGGAGGAAGACGAGGGCUGGCAGUCGGACGGGCCGCGGCCGCAGCCCAGCCGCGAGCUGAAGGAGCUGGUGACCCGGGUGGCCUCCCUGGAGAACCAGCUCAAGGCCUGCCGCAUGGAGGGGGCCGGGCCGGGGGAGGACGGGAGGUGCGCCACAUGGCCAGGGAAGUACAACACCCUGAUUCAGGCGCAGGCCCGCGAGCUGUCCCACCUGCGGCAGCGCAUGAGAGAGGGCCGGGGCAUCUGCCACAUCCUGACGCAGCACCUGGGCGACACCACCAAGGCCUUCGAGGAGCUGCUGAGGGCCAACGACAUCGACUACUACAUGGGCCAGAGCUUCAGAGAGCAGCUCUCCCAGAGCACCAGCCUCGCCCAGCGAGUCAGCACCAAGAUCAGUGGCCGUGAUCGAUCAGAGAUGCACGAUGACAAGACAGGCCAUGAGCUUCUUGCUUUACGGUUGAGUAAAGAGCUCCAGCAGAAGGACAAGAUCAUAGAGUCCCUUCACACCAAGCUGCAACAGCGUCCAGACACCCCCUCCAGCUGCCGUGCUCUCUCCGAGACCACUGACCAAUCAGACAGGACCUCGUUUGUGUCUGAUGAGCGCGGCUCCACCAACGAGGAGCUGGAGCUCUGCUCAGAUAUGGACGGCGGGAGCGAGUAUGCCCUGGAGGGACAGGCAGACAGGACAUGCCCCCUGAAAAGUGCCACAGAGCGUCCCUCAUCCCUCCCCCUGCAUAAGAGCCCCAGCACCCCUGUCAUGCCUGCAGAUCGGCAGGUUCAGACAGAAUUCUAUCCCACUCCACAGUUCAGUUCUGUCCCGAAUCCAAAAGGCCUCUACUUCCCUCAGGGUGUGAACUCUGUGCCCAUGCCCAGAGCACAAUCAGCUGCCGAGUUGCACCAGUACCCACAGGCGCUGUGGGCAGGAACUGGCUUCAUGGUGCCCCACGCCAAAGCCUUGUCCAGCUACUCCCUGGCUGGCCACCCCAACGCCAAUCCCAACGCGUUCGGCCUACUGUCCCACCCCACUGCCCAGCAGCCCCAUCCGGGCUACACCAGGGCCUCCAACCCCAAGAUCAAUGUCAGCGCGGGGGACAGCAGUGCCCUCUGGGACAUGGACAACAUGAUGCAGCCAAUGAGAGGGUUCUCUGGGUCAUCAGAGUUCCAAUCAGGAGGAAGCCACACAGGUGCAGAGCUGAUCGAGGAGCACCUGAGGGAGAUCAGGAGCCUUCGCCAGCGCCUGGAGGAGUCCAUCAGAGCCAACGAGCGCCUCAGGCAGCAGCUGGAGGACAGACUGACAGGGGGCCAGGGAGGAGCCCCGACUAACAUCUACAUCCAGGGGUUGGACUCAGUCUCUCAACUGUCCAAUGAAAUCAGGGCUCUGAAGGAGGAGAACGUGGGCCUGAAGACCAGACUGCAGAGUAGCAGAGACAGCAGUGAGGAGGUGUUGUGUGGGCGUGUGCGUCUGCAGCAGGCGGAGCUGGAGGCGGGCCAGUGGAAGGAGGAGCUUCGGCGGCUGCAGACACACAGCUGUGAGCAGAGCCAGCAGAUCCAGCAGCUGAGGCAGGAGAGACAGAGCAGCCAGGAGCUCACCAACAGGUUGCAACAUGAAGUGGGCCUGCUCCAGCAGCAGCUGGGUGAGAGUCGUCAGCUGCUGCACUCCCUCCAGUGUGAGCUGCAGGUGUACGACCGCGUGUGUGCCAACAGCAAGACUGCCUCCUCAGGAUACCUGCGUGAGGUGAAGUGCCCCGGCUCCGGCUCCGGCUCCGGCUCCGGCUCGGGGGUGCCUGCGGUGGAGCUGGCUGAGCUGCUGGUGGAGGUGCGAGGGCUGCGGGCGCAGCUGGAGCACAGCGUGCAGGAGAACAGCGCCCUCCGCUGCCAGCUGCAGAAACAGCUCGAGCAGCAGCUGGCCGGCCGCGUGGCGCAGAGCGAGCCCCGGGCCUCCUGCCUCAUCCCCGCCAGCCCGCUGAGGGAGAGCAUGUACCGCCGCCAGCUACUGCACGACCCGGCUCCGUCUCCCCCCGUGAGGGACACCGGCCUCUUCCCUACUGGGACCUCCUUCACCCCCUACACGGAACUGGAGGAUGUCCCCAUCACGACCAGCGACUCCCUGGAGCCCCAUGCUGACCUGGAGGGAGAGGCUCCCGACGGCUCCUUCGCCAACCGUAACGGGCGACACGCCAUUGGGCACGUGGACGACUACAACGCCCUGCAGCAGCAGAUGCUGGAGGGCAAGAGCCUGGUGCAGAGGAUGGAGGCGGCGCUGCAGGCCAGCCUCAACAUAGCCCUGCUGGAGGCCAGCACCGGCAAGGCUCUGGACUACGGCAGUGUGAAAAGCCUCCUGUCUGAUGUGAAGACCCUGCGUCAAAUCCUGGAGGAGGCCAGCUCUCUGCUCAAGAUGUUCUGGAGAGCUGCCCUUCCCAACAACGAGGGCAGCAGCCUGCAGCUGCAGAAGGAGCAGACCCUGAAGGAGGAGAUCCACUCCUUGAGGCUGCGCAUUUCUGAACAGGAGGAUGUCCUGCAGGGCACCAUUCAGAGGCUGAGGAGCACCAACCGCACCAAGGAGAGCAUGGAGCACUUCAUUGUCAGCCAGCUGUCAAGGACACGUGAUGUGCUCAAAAAAGCCAGGAGUAAUUUAGAGAAGAACGAGCUCAGGAUUUCCUCCCUAAGCUCCUCCUCCUCCUCUUCCUCCCUUUGCCAUGCUAAAGUCCCAAAAGGUGCCUACGAGGGGCGUCCUGAUCGCGCUGUCCUGAGUACCUCAGAGGUCACCGCCAUGGCAGCCAAUCAGCGCUCCGCCAAGAAGCGUGGGAGAGAGUGCCUACUACAACCCGUCUCAUGUUAAAACCAGCAAGAAAACCCACCACACCUUGUGACUUCCAGCCUUAAACCUCUAUAAUCCUGCCCUCUCCUUUGGCCCUUUUCAUUUUCCUCUUCUCUGUACUCUUCCUCUAAGCCCAUCUUUUUUCUCUCUCCUAACUUCAUAAACCUUUUGGAAGAUACUUAUGAUUGCCUUGCUAAUAUGAGAUAUAAAGAUUUAUCUUGUAAGGGUUGGUGUGCGUCCCAGCUGCCAUAGAAUGUGUUCUUGUACCUGGCAGCUCAUGGGCGGUUUGAUGUAGAUGCAUGUUUCUCCACUGUUUGUGAAAAUGACACAUGCACACACACACACUCAUUAAGAAUGUGCACUUUGCGCGUACACACGACAAUUUUCAAAGUCAUGCGAUUCCGCUGCCGUGACACAUGAUAAACCGACGUUCUUGUUACCGUCUGAAGACAGCUUUGCAACCACACGUUACUGCCCUCGAAUCCCUUGGGAAAAACCUCAGGGGUCUUAGGCAUUACAUUUUGCUGACACCGAACCUACACCUCUCUUUGUGACUGCUCAAUCGGUCUGAAGACCAAGUAACAAGGGCAUCUGAGGUCACGUGGACAUUCAGUGUGCCCUGGGCCCUCCAGCUUGAGCCGUCUGAGCAUGUGCAAUAAGGAGUGAUGUUCACUGAAUGCAUUUGUGCCAGCUAUCCCUUUUGCCUGACACUGGAGCGAAGGUGUCUUUUCUGUCGGAGCUAAGAGACCGUCAGUGCAAUACUAUUCUUACUAUUUAAUGUUGCAGUACUACUAACUGAAUUAUUAAGUACUUUAUGCAGUUCUGCAUGCGGGAGAGGUAGAAAAAAAAAGGAAAGUGACACCACGUGUGUGUAAUGGGAAACACCAACCUUUGCCAAAGUUUGAACUCCUAAUUUCCUUUGUUUUUGCCUUAUCCAUGUGAAUCAUUGUCAUUUACUGUGACCAGUUGGGAAGUUGGUUGCAAUUGGCUAAAUGUAAACUUAAGACUGCUAAGAAGGAAUUGAAUUAGUGUUGGAGAGCAGUUUGAACCACAGAGGCAGUAGCUGUUCAAGGAUUUUGACUAUUUUCUGCAUGCCAUUUUUUGGCAUGCAACUCGUCUUGGUAAAUGGACCAAAUCUAAAUUGAUCUAAAAUAUAUUUCAAAUAAUAUUUUAAAACUAUGUUUUGUUCCUUCAUCUGCGGCCAUAAAAGAAUACAUUUUAAAUCUGAAUCACUGUCAUUAGACAUUUGCUACUUUGUUUCAUUUUGGUUCAGAUUGCCAUGACAUUCCCAUUGCAUCGACCAUUGCAAUAGAUGUUAUCUCCAUGGUUACAAACUUUGGCAGGCCACUGGUGGGACCAUAACAUUACUGAUGUCGUUAUCAGAAAACGUAGAGAUCACAACUUUAGAGCUGCUUUGUAAACUCUUGCUGUAAAUGUUGCUUUUGUAAAUAGCUUUUUAUUUGUUUUGCUCUACUAUUUGACAUUUCGUUUUGCUCUACUGUUUGACAUUUGCUAUACAUGCAAAGUUAAACAUAUAUCGGGGUAGCUGUGCAAUAGCCUAUAGUUUAUCCUAUUACUGAUGCCCAAGCAUCAUUUUUAUUAUUAGGAGCGAUAGCUGUGAGUGCACUGUGUGAGUAUUUAUUGUGUUUCUGCUGAGAGUUGUAUUAUUUUGGUCAAGCUGGCUUUAUAAUAGCGAAGUCCUUCGUAUAUAGUUGCCUUGGUCCUGAUGCCUCAGGGGCCUACGAUUUAAGAUUAGUAUUAAUUAAACUAGAAUCAAUUUGUUUGCCUUUUAGGUAAAACAAUAUUACUCGCAUUUUCGCUCUGUCAAAGUCAUGUACAAUCUUGAAUUUCUAAUUGCUAGUUGGCCUAAACCUUUCCAGGCUAGAGGUAAGGCCUUGUUUGCGCUCUGUGUUUGCAAAACCAGAGAGGAUUGCCAAAUCAACUGAAGUAUGUGUUCUAAAAACUGGUUAAGUUAUUGGUCUCAGAUAGAGAUGUAUAGUACCAAAGCCUAAAUCAACAAUCUGAUCAAUUUUUAGUGGUGGAAAACGAGCGGAAACAAUGCCUCCACCUGAGUCAUUUGGCGUUGUUGUGAUCAUGGAGGUUUGAGAUAUGUGUAUUAUGUGUAAAUAAUGUUUGAGAGUGCCCUAUCGCUAAUGGUCAAGGAUGUACUGCUGUGCUGAUAUAUUGGAAUGCUGAUGCAGGCCCAGUUGCCUGUGUACUGCAACGUCAUGAAGAGCUAGAUGUGAAUAAACACAAAUGCAAAGCA